Messenger RNA from Drosophila mojavensis, 872 nucleotides. RefSeq lists its product as uncharacterized. The record is from RefSeq and is a predicted model, not a curated record. NCBI's taxonomy places the organism in Eukaryota, Metazoa, Arthropoda, Insecta, Diptera, Drosophilidae. The transcript is spliced from 3 exons. The coding region runs from base 65 to 820 and encodes 251 amino acids.
AAGCUAGCUGCGUGGGCGGAAUGGAAUCAGUCAAGACGUUUCAUUGCAAUCCAAGAGACAAAUCAUGAUCAAGUUGAUCGCAGUUCUGAUUAUCGCUUCGCUGGGCGUCAGUGCAGUACAGACUCAAGAGGAGCUCAAAUGCGGCGCUUGCAUGGCAGAAAACGAGGUGCUUUGUGUAUCGCAGUCAACCUAUUAUUUUUGCUUUAACGGAGAGCCAUUUGGCGAAGAGAAAAAAUGCCUUGAAGGCCUCGUUUGCAGCAAUAAUGAAGCAGUCUGCGUGCCUCCAUAUAAGAUCUCCGAAACUAUUAAGAACGUAUGCGCACCUGUUAAACCCGAGCUUUGCGGCAAAUGUGUCCAGGGCUUUCAAUACGCCUGUGUGACUGUGAAUCAAGCAGCCCGUUGCGUAAAUAAUGAAAUAGCUACCCUCAUAGAUUGCAAGAGGGAUCAGAUUUGCAUAGCAGACAUUGAUAUCGGUUCCGUCUGUGUGCCCCAGGCUGCCGCUACUUAUCUGGGAAAGGAAGCCACUUGCAAUAACACCCUCGGGAUUCUGGCUACCUCACCAGCACCAACGCCCAGUUACCUCGAACGUCACAAGAUCUGCAGUAGGGCAGCGGAGACGGUUCCAGGUUUAUAUGUAUAUGCAUAUGCAGAUGAAAACUGCCACACUGCGCUCUACUGCGAGAGACCAAGUGUUACCAGCACCGACUGGAAAAGCAUUUACAGAAUAUGUUCUGCUCCUAAACGUUAUUUCGAUAUGGUUCGUAAAUAUUGUGUUGCCGAUAAGCCGGAACUCUGUAACAAAAUUAGGUACACCUUAUAAAAAUUAUAUCACUUAUAUAAUAUCUGUAAAUAAAAUCAAAUAUUCAUUAAUA